AUUUUCUUUUGUGUUUGUGUUUCUAAUUCAAAGGAAUACUUAUUAAUCAAAGUGGUAUUAUUUAAUAAUUUAAGAUCAAAUAAACGAAUGAACGUAAAAAAUGGAAAAAGAAAGGUUUUCAUUAUUACUACUUGAUCCCGGCGAAAUAUACUUUGAAGAUUUCAGCGCGAUUUUUAUACCACCAGAUAUUACACCAAAGACAUACGAUACUAAAAAACAGGAUGGUAGGCUCAAAAUGUGUUCAAAGUCUUUAGUCUUUGAUCCAAAAGAUAUUUCUAAACCUAUCAUUAAAAUUCUACUUAAGGAUUGUGUGGUUAUAGAACAGUGGAAAGGCACUGCCAAAUUUUUGAAUAGCAACAAUAAUGUACUUAAUGUCAACUGCAGAGAAUAUGUCGAGUUAUUAGAAAAAAAUAUCAUUGCACCAUAUCAGUUUAGAGGGGCUGCGAACUUUCUAUUUUUAUUGAAUUAUGCAUGUGUUGCUAAUUGUUUGCCUCAAAUCUGCCAGUUACAUAGAGCGAGCAGUUUACCAGCAGCAGAACAAGCUGAUAUGAUCGCAACAAUUGUACACUCAAGACAAUCGAGAGACGUCUUCGAUCCUCGGUGGAUGGAUUUGUAUGAAAAAAUAGUACUUGAAUCUCAGGCUGAUAAAGUCACUCCCUUAGUAGUGAAUCCAGGUAGAAUUGUACUAUCAACUUCCAAACUGUAUUUUCAACCUUACAAUCAAAUGGGAGAGUAUCCUGUAAAAAUAAACCUCAGUAGUAUUAAGCAAAUAGUCAAACGAAGAUUUUUGUUAAGACAAAUCGGAUUAGAAAUUUAUUGUAGUGAUAAUUCGCCAAAUCCUCACAUAUAUUUUUCGUUUAGAAGCCAAAGUUCGCGCGAUGAAUUGUACGAUAGUUUGCUUAAUCAAAAAGAAUUGAAAUUGGACGAAUUGCAACAGGAUGUGAUCACGCUUCAGUGGCAAAAUGGAAUCAUAUCAAAUUACGAAUAUCUACUGUACAUUAACAGUUUAGGAGAUAGGACUUUUAACGACCUAACGCAAUAUCCAGUCUUCCCGUGGAUUGUAUCGAACUACUCAGACGAAAAACUGGACUUGAGCGAUCCCAGUAAUUACCGUGACCUGUCGAAACCUGUGGGUGCCUUAAACGAAGUCCGUCUUAACCGAUUACUAGAGAGGUAUCAAGAAAUGACCAGCAACAAAUUUUUGUACGGGUCCCAUUAUUCCACACCGGGAUUUGUGCUUUACUAUCUAGCGAGGUUAUAUCCCCACUACGUUUUAUGUUUACAAAGUGGUCGGUUCGAUCAUCCGGAUCGUAUGUUUAACUCGGUGGCUGACGCUUACAAGAAUUGUUUGAAUAAUAUGUCGGAUUUUAAGGAACUGAUACCACAAUUUUAUGAUAUCAACGACCAAGGGAAAUUUUUAGUAAAUAACAUGGGAAUUAACUUUGGAUAUAGAUAUAACAAUCUAAAAGUAGACAACGUUGAAUUACCGCCUUGGGCGAAUAGCCCCAAAGACUUUAUUAACAAGCUAAGAGAUGCGUUGGAGAGCGAAAUCGUUUCAGAAAAUUUGCAUAAGUGGAUCGAUUUGAUCUUCGGGUAUAAGCAAAAAGGGGACCGUGCUCUACAGGCCAACAACUUAUUCUACCAUCUCUGCUACGAAGGCGCAAUCGAUUUGGACGCCAUUUCGGAUCUAAACGAAAGACACGCUCUAGAAGUUCAAAUAAUGGAGUUUGGGCAAAUUCCAAAACAAGUAUUUCAAGUUCCACAUCCACAGAGAAAGACCGGCCUCACUCUUCUGACAGAACCACUUCAACUUAAACCUAUCGAACUAAGCUUUGAAGAUACAUGGAAACAAGCUAGUGAAUUAGAACUAAUAACUAGCUUUAACUCUCACAAAAAUGCAGUUAGCCACCUGUUCAUAAACGAGGAUGGAGAACGUAUAACUUCUGUUGGACACGAUUCAAAGCUUAAGGUAUUUUCCGUCUCCCAAAACAAACAAAUCAGAAGUGCCAACAUCGGAAAUAUGCCUUUAAGCAGUUGUAUCCAAUUGCCCAAUACAAGCGUACUUAUUAUAGCUAGUUGGGAUAAUGAAAUAUCCUUAUAUGAUCUAGACUAUGGUCGAGUUGUCGACAAUGUCCUAGCUCAUGAAGACGCAAUAACUUGCCUGGAGUAUGGUAAAAUCUCGAAUGUUAUAGUUUCUGGUAGCGGAGAUUGCACGGUCAAGCUAUGGAAAGGACUAAGCAGUAAUGGAUCAGUAACGUCCAUACAAUGCCAGAAACACAUCGACCAUAAUUCGGCAGUUAGCUGCUUAAGUUUUAACAAUGAUAACGAUCAUUUGGCCGUUGGCACUGAAGAUGGUGACAUAUACAUAUGGGAAAUGACCAAUUUUACAUUAUUUAAAAAAUACAAUCCCCAAUCGUCAAGUAUUACUACACUUAGCUAUAGUCCAGACGGAAUGAAGUUAGCAUUAGGCACAAAAGACAAGUUGUUUCAAAUAGUCGAUGUAAAUACAGGUCUGCCAGUGUUCAGUAAAAAUAUGAGUAAUGCAGUGACAUCGUUGAAAUAUAGCGAAUACUUACUGGUAAUUGGUUGUGAGGACGGAACCUUGUCGUUGUGGGACAUCUUUGAAGUAAAACUUCUAUUAGAAGUGAUUGCACACUCAGGUUCUAUCAGAACACUAGACAUUUCAUCAUCACGGGACUUCAUAGCGACUGGUAGUCAGGAUCGCUCUAUAAAAGUAUGGAAACCAAAAGUAACGUCAUAGCAUCACUUGUUUUAUCCUAAUAAGAUCAAAACUAAGUAUUCCCAGAAUACAUUUUCCAAGUCUAUAGUUUAUUGUGAUAUUUUUAUUAUAACUGUUUUAUAUAUUUAAAAAGAUUUAAUAAACAUUUUUA
Molecule: messenger RNA, 2891 nt
Organism: Diabrotica balteata
Lineage: Eukaryota; Metazoa; Arthropoda; Insecta; Coleoptera; Chrysomelidae
Source: the annotation of a GenBank genome assembly